Molecule: messenger RNA, 1204 nt
Organism: Thermothielavioides terrestris NRRL 8126
Lineage: Eukaryota; Fungi; Ascomycota; Sordariomycetes; Sordariales; Chaetomiaceae
Exons: 1
Coding region: 135-1067 (310 amino acids)
Biological process (GO): cellular respiration; ubiquinone biosynthetic process
Cellular component (GO): mitochondrion
Molecular function (GO): ubiquinone binding
Source: RefSeq, a predicted model, not a curated record
ACACCUCCCUCGGCGCUGACUGACACCGCGCAUCCCGUCGCAAAGACCGAAGACCGAACCGAAGCCGCCGUCCUACCGCUACCGCGCCGUUCUUCUCCCAAUAUCUGAGGAUGGCAUCACACCGUCCGACACCGAUGCGAUUGGCGCACUGGCGCCUGCUCAGGACCCGUGUCCACCUCGAGCGCCUCGCACCGACAAUACCACUCUCGCGCACUCCAUCGCAAACAACGCAGCACCUCACCGGCCCGCCGCCCGCCGCCCGCUCACUCACGACCACCACCUCGCUCUCCUCCGGCUCUUCCUGGCUGCUCUCAGCACUUCCAAGCUUCAUCCCCAACCCAUCGCACCCGCCGCCCCCCAAAACCCUCCGCGCGCGCCGCCUGCUCCCUUAUGCGCCCUCCCAAAUUUACACCCUCAUCGCCGACAUCGACUCCUACUCCCGCUUCCUGCCGCACUGCACCCACUCCCGCGUGACACGCUGGACUACACCACCACAACCAACACCAUCACCACCACCACCACCACCAAACUCUCCGACACCUUCCCCCGCGCAUGCCGCCACCACCACCACCGUCCGCCACCCCGCGCUCGCAGACCUGACCAUCGGCUGGGGCCCGUUCACCCAGACCUACACGUCGCGGGUGUACUGCGUGCCGGCCUCGGUGGUCGAGGCGGUCUCGGGCGCGGCCGAGACCAGCAUCCCCGCCGCCGUGCUCCGCGCGGCGGGGUACGACGUGCCUCAGCCUCAACAGCAGCAGCAGCAGCAGCAGCAGCAGCGCGGGGCUCAAGGCACGUGCGCAGGUCAUGGCGGCAGCAGAGACGGGGAGACGGGAGCAGGCGGCAUCUUCGAGAGCCUCGUCACGCGGUGGACGGUCACGCCCGCCGCGGGUCCCCCCGGCGGCGAGAGCGAGAAGGGUUGGACCGAGGUGGCGCUCAGCGUGACGUUCCGGUUUGCGAACCCGGCACUGGGGUUUGCGGUGGGACAGGUGGCUGACGAGAAGGUCGGCGAGAUGGUGGAGGCGUUCGAGGGCCGGGCUCGGGAGCUGUUUGGGCCGCGGCGGGCGUGAUGAGCUAGCUGGCGGAUGAGUGAGGCGGUUGAUUCCGAGAGCAGUGAUAGCUACCGGCUGCUGUUGUUGGCAAGAAAAGCCGGCCUGGAGAGACCAUGUACAAACGCUGUACGGAUGCGGCAUACCAUGUGUAUAAC